Molecule: messenger RNA, 1399 nt
Organism: Marchantia polymorpha subsp. ruderalis
Lineage: Eukaryota; Viridiplantae; Streptophyta; Marchantiopsida; Marchantiales; Marchantiaceae
Source: the annotation of a GenBank genome assembly
AUCACUGCAAUAAACUGAGAUUCUGUGUCAUGUGAGAUCACCGGAAAAACAGAAGAAGUCUACGUGAAAUCAGUCAUAUCCUGGUAUAUGACUGAUACUGGAUUGAGUUUAGCUACAAGGCGAAAUCUAUUCUCCUCUUCUGCGUGUCCUCGAUCAUGUGAAAUUUGUUACAGUUUGUAACAAAGCGAGUGCCAGAAGGGGUGGAAUUCCCAAAGGAUCAAAUGUAGAUGCCAAGUAUGGUGUAGACGGAGGAGAGAGAAAGAAGAGUUGCUCCUGUACAUGAUUUGAUUCCGCUUUCGUAGCUCUUGGCUUUACGACGCUGCAGAGCUACGGCUUUCUGCUCACGAGACGUUAUCGAGGAAGGGCAUUUCUGCUUAGUAUCUCGUACAAUCUGAGACGCAUGAUGUAAAUUCGACCAUGGAGAACUCAAUCUGGAACAUUCAAAAAUUCCAGCGGGGAGCGCGCGCAGCGGGCGUCUAUCUGCUCUUCAGCGGUAUCACUUUUUUCUACGUGAAUCUCAGUACGAGAGCGGGAGUUCCAAGAACUGCAAAUCCAUACAGUGCGUAUCCGGCGGGAACCGACCUUCUAUUCGAUGCCACUAAGCUGUAUAAAUCUGCCCUAAGCAAUAUUUUCGAAGAUGAGGAGUGGGGUCCUUUGGAAUUUGGUAUUAUGGCAAAACAUUACGAGCGUGAAGGAAAGGCUCCAUAUUCGUAUCAUUCGAUGUAUAUGGAACAUAUCCUUUCAAAUGGAAAGAUGACAAGUCCGAAUCUGUGAUUGAUAUCCAAUUCGACUGUUUCAUUCUUCUGUGAAAUCUAUUUGUGACUAUAUUUCCAGUACAUGGUCUCCUAUGUUGGACCACGGCUUCUACGUUCAAACACUGCGUGGAGAGUUAUGGAGGUAGAUACGAGAGUCAGAAAAGGAGUAAAGAUUGUUCGCACAUUGUGUCAGAGUGUGACAGGAAGUAAAAUCUGCUAAAGGCUCAUUUUUGCAGUACAGUGGAGGCAAGUAAUUUUUGUUAUGUGAGUCUACAUAAAUUCUUUUGGGAUGCUGUCUCCAUUUACUUUCACAGUUUUUUCAGACUGAAAUUUCUGUCUCGAUCAAGCUUUAUGUAGUAAUAUGGAAUCCGAGAUCCUCUGUACGACAAGACACGGGAGUGUGUGAACUCUAUGUCCACUAAACCUUUCCUCCUGAUCCUUCUGGUGCUCCUGCAUUGUUUUGUAAGGUUUGUGAAAACAAGCAGGUCAUAUACCCUAAUUCAGACUGAACCUGACUGAAUUAGACUGAGUGCACGUGCACCGGGCUCCAUCCACACUUCAAUUUUCAAAACAAUAAAUGUCUUCAAGCCGCACAAGGGCUGCCAUCACUCAAUUGAGUUUGUGUGAGUUCCAUGUCAUAUGGA